Molecule: messenger RNA, 3800 nt
Organism: Dunckerocampus dactyliophorus (ringed pipefish)
Lineage: Eukaryota; Metazoa; Chordata; Actinopteri; Syngnathiformes; Syngnathidae
Gene: slc35a1
Product: solute carrier family 35 member A1
Exons: 8
Coding region: 192-1196 (334 amino acids)
Biological process (GO): pyrimidine nucleotide-sugar transmembrane transport
Cellular component (GO): Golgi membrane
Molecular function (GO): pyrimidine nucleotide-sugar transmembrane transporter activity
Source: RefSeq, a predicted model, not a curated record
UACGACGGAAGCCCCGUUGCGUCAUGGGACAUGUAGGAAAUAGGAGAAUAGACAAGACGGCUUGACACUGGUCGAGCAACACCCUUCGUCAACCCCGCGCUUUCCCACUAGCGUGUCGGUGUUAAUGGCAUGUAAAGUGGGAAGAAGAAAUAACCCCCCUGUAACUCGGACGCACACACAAUUUAGCAACAAUGGGUGGCGAGAACGUGAGUCUGGUGUUCAAACUGUACUGCCUGACUGUGAUGACACUGGUGGCCGCCACAUACACGGUGGCUCUGCGGUACACAAGGACCGUCUCAUCCAGUAAUCUGUACUUCUCCACCACGGCCGUGUGCAUCACCGAGGUCAUGAAAUUAAUACUAAGCACUGUGAUGCUGGCGAAAGAAUCAGGUAGUCCAAAGAAGCUGGUGAGCACCAUCAACGAGCAUGUUUUCUGCAACACAAGAGAGCUGCUGAAAUUGAGUGUACCCUCAGUCGUGUACGCCAUCCAGAAUAACAUGGCUUUCCUGGCGUUGAGUAAUCUGGAUGCUGCAGUUUAUCAGGUGACGUAUCAGCUGAAGAUCCCGUGCACAGCGCUGUGCAUGGUCAUCAUGCUGAGGCGCUCUCUCAGCAGGUUGCAGUGGUUCUCCAUCUUUAUGCUCUGUGGAGGGGUCACACUCGUGCAGUGGAAGCCUGUAGAUGCCACCAAAGUCCCAAUUGAGCAAGACCCUUUGCUUGGCUUCAUGGCCAUCGCUAUUGCUGUCCUGUGCUCCGGGUUUGCAGGUGUGUACUUUGAGAAGGUCCUGAAGAGCUCUGACACAUCCUUGUGGGUGAGAAACAUUCAGAUGUACCUAUCAGGCAUAGUGAUCACCCUGGUGGGCGUGCUCUUAACCGACGGCGAGAAGGUCUUAGAGAGAGGCUUCUUCUUUGGUUACACGCCCUGGGUGUGCUUUGUCAUAUUCCUGGCCAGCGUGGGAGGUCUGUACACGUCUGUUGUGGUGAAAUACACAGACAACAUCAUGAAGGGCUUCUCUGCUGCAGCCGCCAUAGUUCUCUCCACUGUGGCAUCCAUUGUCUUGUUUGGACUGCAUAUAACAAGCACAUUUGCAUGUGGAGCCAUCUUGGUGUGUGUGUCCAUCUAUCUGUACGGCCUUCCAAAGCAGGAGACCCCAGAAGAUGGCAACAAGGAGUUCAAACAGAAACUGAUUAGUGUGUGAGCUCCACCGAGGAGAAGGAACCCACUUGGACUGAGUAGAGAGAGAGAGUCUCUUUUCUUUCUUCUAACGAACACCGUUUAUCAGUUUGCUACUUUUUUUUUCUUGAAAUAAUGCAAGUUCUGUUAAAAUCAAGAUGAUUUGAAGACACCUUUUUACUGGGCGACCUGUCAGCUGAUAUUGAAUACAAAGAAUAUUACUGGUAUUUUGGUGCCUUCAAAUGAUCUUAGAGACAUAUCUUGUGUAAUGUAGAUAAGCAGUGUGAGUUUAAACUGGAGGGAGGAGCCAAAGCAUGUUUGGAUUUCACUGCAAACAGGCAGCACUUAACCAAGGUCUAGCUGGAAGAUGAAGCACUGUAGCACUGCAUGGGCAGGUCCAAAGAGAGUAAGCACUGAGUGUUUAGCUUUGUAAUCAUAAAGACUGACCUAAGGCUAUGUCCACACGAAUAUGGAAACGUACGUUGUUCUUUUUUUUUGUCCUUAAAAACAGACUCAAACCCUCUGGCUUCAGUGUUUGUCUGUGGAUGGGAAAAACUGAGCUUUUUGGCUUGUUUCAUAAGACAUGUGCAACAUGAUUUCAUGGUUUUAAACCUUGUUUAAAGGUCAUCCAGACACCAAUAAUGUGAGGCAAUGGCACAUGCCUUCAAGAUAAUAAAUACAGCACUGUGCUCUGUAGCCCCUUAAGCUGUCACGUCAUACCAGUAAAACAUCGUGCAAGGACGCUUGUUAGCAUAUUUUGUGUAAUCGCCUGUUAACACCAUGAGAGUUGUAAGCACAUUUUUUGAAGUUUUUGGAGAGAAUGCCAAGACUUUGUGUCACGGGAGGGUGCAGUAAAGGCGAGGCUCACGAUGUUCUCCUCAUUAAUUGGCUGGAAGACGAAAAUGCUGAGCUGGACACAAAAAGCCAUCUAAUUGGUCGUCAUGCUCGGCGCAUUUCAAGAGGAUUGCUUUGAGGAAGUUUAUAGUGUUGCCAGAGAGCUGGGAUAGAAGGCAAGACUGAAGCCUUAAGCUGUGCCUUGCAUAAAAUAUCUUGUACAUCUUGUAAAAUACUUAUAAUAACCGACCUUAUGCCUGUAACAUGUUCAUUAAUAUUAUUGAUUGGGAACAAAUACAAAUUCUAUUAUGCUGAGCUUGAACACAACUCACAAGGCAACACAAGACUGCAGCAGCAGCCGUACUCCUUCACAGCUCUAUACCAAGUUGAUGAAGACCACCAAUUUUGAAAUUAAAUUGCUCAAGCUCCCUGCGGCGUACAGCAUUUUGUAACGUGUCCUGUUUGGGAUAACCUUUAACAGAACAUGAAGUGAUUGACUUAAACAUGUUGGUUUAAUUUCAUACAGCAGUGGACACGUGUGAGUGUACCGUAUAACAUGCAUGGGCGGUUUAAAAGAAGCAUUCAUGUUGUCUCCUGGCCUUUGUGUAAGCAAGUGCCCAUUUUAAAGAUAAUGUACAUCUAAUAUCUCACCAUAUUGAUGACCAGAGGCGCGUUUUCAGGCUUCUGAUUGGCCAAAACACGCAUGAAAGCUAGUGAAUUUGUUUUUAUGAGGCCAGAAAUCUUUUUCAAACUUCACUCGUGUGGAUUGAGAAGCAGGGCAAAUGUGAGUUUUUGAAAAUAUCCAUGUUUGUGUGGACAUAGCCUAAACUUGAAGUUGUGACACACUGAUCAUUUAUAUGAAAACCUCACUGUUGCAGCGUUAAGACACAAUAAGGACCAACAACUGCAGUGCUGAUUCCCCCCCCUCAAAACUAGAUGGGUCAAGUAUUCUACCAGUCCAUAGCAAUCAGUGAUCAUGUUUUUUUAAUGAAAGGGUUGGGUCCUCAAAUAGCAGUGUAAUAAUUUAUAUUAUUGUUACGAGCUGUCUUUUUUUACCUUGUCAGUCCAGUUGGCUGUAAAUAAAGACUUGAGACUGUGUAAAGCUUUUCAUACUUGUACCACUGUAAAUAUCGAUACGAUUGUAAAUAUCUCUUCUCUCACAGCAGUUUUUAAUUAAAACUGAAUGGAAAUGCACACAUUUACACACAAGCUGCCACUGAAUUGAUUCCAAUUCAAGAGUGUAUUGUUCAGGAAAUAGGCAAGUGGAGGACUACGCGGGUUCAAUGUUAUUUUUUGCUACACUGAUGGUUUCCUUAGAAGUCAGCAAACCAGCAAAACCAGUCCAAAGAGUGACAGGUUGUUGAUUUGCAUUACCAGUUCAUAACCACCCAAUUACAAAUUGCACUUUUUGUAUUAUUUUAUUGACUAAUGAGUUAAUUAUUCAUAUUUACAUUUUGUCAACUGGUGUGAUGCCAAGAAUCCUCAUCCCAUUGGCCAGAACCAAGCACGACCCGCUGAAAAGUCGUAGCCUUGCCUGUUAGCGUUCAGAAAAUGAUAAAAGUUCACUUGGUCGUCGUUUAAGAUAAUUAGGUAUACUGUACAGUGAUUGUUGCUGAAGAUCAGCAGUUUCUUGUCACCGCCUAUUAUAGCAACAAAAAUGGUGACGGCCAAAGGUCUAUUGUUUUCACACAUUGUUCGAUGUUAUGGUUUUGAAGUUAGCUAUGUCAAAAGUCGAGACAUUUUUAUCAUUCUGACAGGCACAAUUUUCAGCAAAUCGCAUUAAACUUUCACCAUA